AUGAGCGAAGCGCGGGGGGCGACAGUGCCGCUCUCUUUGCGUCUUGUAGCGAGCGUGAAACCCGCGAAAGUGUUUCACGAGUAUGUCCAGCAGGACAAGCAGGUCACAAGCGCGGACUAUGACGACCGCGGCGAGCUGUGUGUGACGGCGUCGGACGACGAGACGAUCCAGCUGUACAACUGCCGCACGGGAAAGUACGUGCACCGCGCGGCUAACAACAGGCAUGCAAGGACGUUGUACAGCAAGAAAUACGGCGUGCACCUUGCGCGUUUUACGCACCGUGCGUCGGCGAUUGUGUAUGCAUCGACAAAAGAAGAUGACACGAUUCGGUACCACUCCUUGCACGAUAAUAAGUACCUGCAGUACUUUCGUGGUCACAAGCGGCGUGUGAUUUCGCUGGAGAUGUCGCCGGUCGACGACACGUUCCUCAGCGGCGCUGUCGACGACGCCGUGCGUCUCUGGGAUUUGCGCAGUCCCUCGGCGCAGGGCAAUCUGCACGUACAGGGCCACCCUGUCGUGGCAUACGAUCCUUCCGGUGCCGUCUUUGCAGUGGCGCUCAACGAGCGCGCUGCGGUGCUGCUGUACGACUUGCGCAAGUUUGACCAGAGCCCCUUUCUGACAUGCAAGAUCGACGAUACCGACGCACUUUCGAAAGUGUCGAUGCCACCGCGUAUUCCUGUGCUUACACACCUGAGCUUCAACAACUCGGGCGAGCUGAUUCUGGCUGGGACAAGCGGAGACGUGCACUACAUUAUUGACUCCUUCUCUGGAAAUCUUGCUUGGCGGCUUGUCGGGCAUGUGGGGCUCGAGCGCGCGCCGGGCCACUCGAUUGGCAUGAUCCCGCAAGCUGGAAUCAGCGGCGAGGAGCUUUCAUGGACCCCCGAUGGGCGCAUGGUGAUUGCAGGUACGUAUUCUUCAGCGCUCACAAUAGCGUCCGCUACGGGCCAGCUAUGUGUAUGGCAUAUCCCUGAAAAACCGCCCAGUGCGCCGGUCACGCUAAAGCCAAGCGCGAUGCUGAACGGACAUGAAGGCGUCGCGCGGGUUGUCGCGUUCAAUCCACGGUGCGCACAGCUCGCCACCGCCGGCGCACAGCUCGCGCUCUGGCUGCCAGACCCGGAGGCGAUGCAGGACUAG
Molecule: messenger RNA, 1134 nt
Organism: Malassezia vespertilionis
Lineage: Eukaryota; Fungi; Basidiomycota; Malasseziomycetes; Malasseziales; Malasseziaceae
Exons: 2
Coding region: 1-1134 (377 amino acids)
Cellular component (GO): Set1C/COMPASS complex
Molecular function (GO): protein binding; chromatin binding
Source: RefSeq, a predicted model, not a curated record